This is a messenger RNA of Oncorhynchus nerka (sockeye salmon), 4863 nucleotides long. RefSeq names its product aquarius intron-binding spliceosomal factor (gene aqr). Gene Ontology annotation, molecular function: helicase activity; mRNA binding. The transcript is spliced from 36 exons. Gene Ontology annotation, biological process: mRNA splicing, via spliceosome. The coding region runs from base 118 to 4626 and encodes 1502 amino acids. NCBI's taxonomy places the organism in Eukaryota, Metazoa, Chordata, Actinopteri, Salmoniformes, Salmonidae. Gene Ontology annotation, cellular component: catalytic step 2 spliceosome. The record is from RefSeq and is a predicted model, not a curated record.
CAUAGCGCACCGGAAAUGUGUCGCAAAUAAAUCGAUUUGCUUGUGUACAUGCGUAGCGGGAAUCACACAGAUGUUUUGAAAUACCAAGGAAAUUAAGAUAGCGAGUUGAACUGCGACAUGGAGAAUCAAACCCAUGCUAAGAAAGCAUCUGCGCCCUCUGUGUCCCAAAUCAACGCAGAAUAUGUCACACAGUUGUCUAACAGAUACUGGGCUCCCCAUGCCAAGAAUAAACUACCAUUUGACCCAAAGGUUUUGGAAGAUGUCUAUGAGAGAGAGAUUCUCAAGUCCAAGUUCGCCAUUAGGAAGAUCAUGUUGUUGGAGUUCAGUCAGUACCUGGAGAACUACCUGUGGGUGAACUAUAAUCCUGAGGUCUCCAGUAAUGCCUACCUCAUGUCCAUCUGCUGCAUAGUCAAUGAGAAGUUCAGAGAGAACGUCCCUGCCUGGGAGGUGUUUAAGAAGGAGCCUAGCCACUUCCCGUACUUCUUUAAGUGUGUGAUGGAGGCCGUGCUGGCUGGAGAGGAGGCUGGCCUGACUCUGAAGGAGCAGACUGUACUGUUGGUCUUCCUUGACCACUGCUUCAACAGCCUGGAGGUGGAUUUGAUCAGAGAGCAGGUGCAGCAGCUCAUCUCACUGCCCAUGUGGAUGUGUAUCUUGCCUUCUAGACUGCAACACGAGCUGAAGAAAGUUCCCAAGCUCCAAAAGUUUUGGAAUCUGAUCAAGAAGAAUUUUGACAAGCUGGAAGGCAAAGCAUCAGAGCAAGCUAAGAUGGAGAGGACGUUCCUCUCUGCUCUCAUUAAGAAGUUUCUUGGUGUUCUGGUGUCCAUUUCCCCAGCAGGCCCUGUACCCAUGGAGAAGGUGCACUACUGCGAGAGGUUCAUCGAGCUCAUGAUUGACCUGGAGGCCCUGCUGCCCACCAGGCGCUGGUUCAACACGGUGCUGGACGACUCCCAUCUGGUGGUGAGCUGCCACCUGUCCAGUCUCAUGCAGAGAGAGAAGGAGGGUCACCUCUUCUGCCAGUUACUGGACAUGCUGAAGUUCUACACAGGCUUUGAGAUCAAUGACCAGACGGGCAACGCCCUGACAGAGAAGGAGAUGACCACACUCCACUACGACAGAAUCACUUCACUGCAGAGGGCUGCCUUUGCCCAUUUCCCAGAGCUGCAGGACUUUGCCCUGUCCAAUGUGGCAGCAGUGGACACACGGGAAUCCCUUACAAAACAGUUUGGUCAUCUCAGUUCCAACACUCUCCACAGGGUGGCCUCGUAUCUAUGCCUCUUACCAGAGCUGGCAGAGGGACAGGACACCACCUAUGAGAAGGAGGUCCUCCUGGAGCUGCUGGUGUCUCGUCAUGAGAGGAGAAUCUCCCAGAUUGAGCAACUUAAUCAAAUGCCUCUUUAUCCAACGGAGAAGAUUAUCUGGGAUGAGAACAUCGUCCCCACUGAGUACUAUUCUGGCGAAGGUUGUCUGGCUCUGCCAAAGCUGAAUCUGCAGUUCCUGACCCUCCAUGACUACCUGCUGAGAAACUUCAACUUGUUCCGUCUGGAGUCCACCUACGAGAUCAGACAGGAUGUGGAGGACGUGGUGACUCGCAUGAAACCAUGGCAGUCAGAGUAUGGUGGUGUGGUGUUUGGAGGCUGGGCCAGAAUGGCUCAGACCAUCACAGCCUUCUCCAUUGUGGAGGUGGCCAAGCCCAACAUCGGCGAGAACUGGCCUGCCCGCGUCCGAGCGGACAUCACUGUCAAUCUCAACGUACGAGACCACAUCAAACACGAGUGGGAAGGGCUGCGUAAGCACGACGUUUGCUUUCUGGUCACGGUGCGUCCCAACCUGCCCUACGGCACGCGCUUUGACCGCCGCCAGCCCUUUGUGGAGCAGACAGGCCUGGCUUACGUGAGGGGCUGCGAGGUGCAGGGCAUGCUGGACGACAAAGGCCGUGUCAUCGAGGAAGGCCCUGACCCCAAGCCCAAACUGAGAGGAGACACCAGGACAUUCAGAGUGUGGCUGGACCCUAACCAGUACCAGCAGGAUAUGACCAGCAGUAUUCAGAACGCCACUGAGGACCCCUACGAGUCCUUUAACAUCAUCAUGAGACGCAAGCCCAAAGAGAACAACUUCAAGGCUGUACUGGAGACGAUCAGGAACCUGAUGAACACUGAGUGUGUGGUCCCAGAAUGGCUCCAUGACAUCAUCCUGGGCUACGGUGACCCAGGCUCCGCCCACUACUCCAAGAUGCCCAAUCAGAUCUCCUCCCUGGACUUCAAUGACACCUUCCUGUCGAUCGACCACCUGAGGUCCUGUUUCCCUGGUUACACUGUCAAGGUCACCGAGGACAACCCUGAGCUGCAGAUACCCCCUUUCAGAAUCAAGUUCCCUGUGCAGAACAAGGUAGACAAAGGCAAGAAGAGGAAGGCAGACUCUGAGGAGAAAAAGGAUGAAGAAAAAACGCUUAUAGUGGAGCCUCACGUCACGCCCAACCGGGGACCCUACCCCUACAACCAGCCCAAACGAAAUACCAUCCAGUUUACACCAACUCAGAUUGAGGCCAUCCGCGCUGGGAUGCAGCCUGGACUGACCAUGGUGGUGGGUCCUCCAGGUACAGGAAAGACCGACGUGGCCGUCCAGAUCAUCUCCAACCUCUACCACAACUUCCCUGAGCAGAGAACCCUCAUAGUCACACACUCCAACCAGGCUCUGAACCAGCUGUUUGAGAAGAUCAUGGCUCUGGACAUAGACGAGCGUCACCUCCUGCGUAUGGGCCACGGAGAGGAGGCACUGGAAACCGAGAAGGACUUCAGCAGGUAUGGGCGUGUGAACUACGUGCUGGCCAGGAGGCUGGAGCUGCUCCGAGAGGUGGGUCGUCUGCAGGAGAGUCUGGAUGUCCCUGGAGACGUGUCCUACACCUGUGAGACCGCAGGACACUUCUACCUCUACCAGGUGAUGUCUCGCUGGGAAGAGUACAUGAGCAAGGUCCGGUCUAAGCAGGGCUGUCCGGUGGAGGCCGAGGCCGUGGCAGCACACUUCCCCUUCCAUAAGUACUUCUCCAACGCCCCCCAGCCUGUGUUCUACGGUCGCUCCUACGAAGAAGACAUGGACAUCGCAGAGGGCUGCUACCGACACAUCAAGAAGAUCUUUACCCAGCUGGAGGAGUUCCGGGCCUUUGAGCUGCUGAGGAGUGGACUGGACCGUUCCAAGUACCUGCUGGUGAAGGAGGCUAAGAUCAUCGCUAUGACCUGCACCCACGCUGCCCUCAAACGCCAUGACCUGGUAGAGCUGGGCUUCAAGUAUGACAACAUCCUGAUGGAGGAAGCAGCUCAGAUCCUGGAGAUCGAGACCUUCAUCCCUCUCCUGCUGCAGAACCCAGAGGACGGUUACAGCAGGCUGAAGCGUUGGAUCAUGAUAGGAGACCACCACCAGCUGCCCCCCGUCAUUAAGAACAUGGCCUUCCAGAAGUACUCCAACAUGGAGCAGUCCCUGUUCACCCGCUUCGUACGCCUAGGGGUGCCCACCGUCGACCUGGACGCUCAGGGACGUGCCCGCGCCAGGAGAAAUCCAACGGCCAGUAUCACGACCAGUAUCACGGCCAGUCACAACACUGGCGGUCUGUGUAACCUGUAUAACUGGCGCUAUAAGCAGCUGGGGAACCUGCCCCACGUACAGCUCUUGCCCCAGUUCCAGGCCCCCAACCCUGGCCUGACCUUCGACUUCCAGCUAAUCAACGUGGAGGACUUCAACGGAGUGGGGGAGUCCGAGCCCAACCCUUACUUCUACCAGAAUCUCGGUGAGGCAGAGUACUGUGUGGCUCUGUUCAUGUACAUGCGUCUGUUGGGUUACCCUGCCGACAGGAUCAGCAUCCUCACCACCUACAAUGGACAGAAACACCUCAUCAGAGACGUCAUCAACCAGCGCUGUGCUGGGAACCCCUUCUUUGGACAGCCCAACAAGGUGACGACUGUGGACAGGUUUCAGGGUCAGCAGAAUGACUACAUCAUCCUGUCACUGGUCCGCACCAGAGCUGUGGGACAUCUGAGGGAUGUGAGACGGUUGGUAGUAGCCAUGUCCAGGUCCAGACUUGGCCUCUACAUCUUUGGACGGGUCAGUCUGUUCCAGAACUGCUUUGAACUGACUCCUGCCUUCAACCAGCUCACUGCCAGACCCAUGAAGCUCCACAUCAGACCCAAUGAAUAUUACACCCAGGGACAGCCUAGAGAGCCUCGUUCGUCCCAGCCCGACCAGGCGAUCAAGGACAUGCCGGAGAUGGCCAACCUGGUGUACAACAUGUACAUACACAUGAUCCAGAGCUCCCAGCAGUACAGACAGCAACAGCAGAAGCUCCUGCCUCCCCCUCGGCAGACACAGGCAGAGGAGGACCAAUCCGAGCCCCCAGUUGAAGUGGAGAACCAGGAAGGGACCCCAGUUGAAGUGGAGAACAAGGAAGAGACCCCAGUUGAAGUGGAGAACCAGGAAGAGACACCGAUGGAGCAGGAGCCCUCCGGGGAGGCCGGCACAGAGAAGACCCCACAGGAGACACCAGAGAAGGUGCAAGAGGAGCACCCCAAAAUGCCAGAGCACCCUGGCCGAGAUAGCGACAGUGAUGGAGAGGAGAGUGACGAAGCGGAAGCACCUUAAGGUGGGGCUUCUCUGUGGGCCUCUGCACUGCUUUAUCUGCCCAUAGAUGCGGCCAGAACUGGACUGUCCCUUAGAAAAGAGCUUGGAGCUAAAAAUGAUUAUCCUGUUUUAGAAUUAUUUUUCUACUGAAGCCGUGAAGAUGUCUUGAGAAGCCUUGAGGAUAAUGUUUAAUUUGAUUUUCUGAAAUGGUCUGUUUUGUAAUCUGUACUUUUGUAUUAAAAUAAUUCUCAAUGUGAA